UCUUAGAUUAACAGUGACUAUAAAAGGUGACUUAUUGUCUGAUUUCAUUAGUUUGUGUACAGACGUCUAGAAACCGCGCACAAUGGCUUACGUCGGUAAAGUUUACACGUUCGACAGGCACCAGAACUUCGACAAGUACCUUAAGCACAUGGGUGUCACUGAUGAGGUGAUUCAACAAUACGUCCAGGUUAAGGGCACCGCCGAGUUAAGGAAGGAGGGAAACAAGUACAGAUACAUCACUUCCUCCGCCCAUGGCAACAACGAAGUCGUGUUCGAGUCUGGCGUAGAGGUCGACGAUGUAGGCCUGGGUGGUAUUCCGGUCAAGUGCGUGUACACAGUCUACGGUAACACAGUGAUACAGGUUGGCAACACCGGCAAAGUAAUUGGCACCAUAAUAAGAGAGUUCAGCGAAGACCUCCUCAAAAUGACAAUGAUCCUUUCAUCGUGGGACGGCGUCGCAUACAGAUACUACAAGGCUUAAUUUAAUUGUUAUUUAAUUUAUUGGUUGUUAUGAUAAAUAUAUAAUUUUAUAGUUAUUUCUAAAUUUUCGUUUAUUUACAGUAACAAAAUCAUACAUAACUCUGAAUUAGGAGUACUGUUUUCUGUUUUUAUUUAUUUUUGUUUAAAGAAAUUGCAUUAAACAGAUUACCGACAACAAUAAUCUAAAUUACACUAAAGUGGGUCUAAUGGCUGGUCAGAAUCCAAAUGCAAGUAUAGGGUAAAAGCCGGAUAGUUGCCUCGAACGGAUACAUGCCUCAGUUUCGAAUACACUAUAAUAUGAUUGUUGAAAGUAUUAGUGGUUGCUAAUAAUUGAAAGUGUCCCCCGUGUAGGCCUUCGUGACACAUAAGAAGUUGAAAUAGGCAGACGUAUUUUGUCCGUAUGCCCAAAUAUCUUCCGCGGCUAAGCUGACGAGCGUUGAAAUUAUAUUAGUAAGCAAUCUCUGUUGAAUAUUUUUAUUACUUAUUAAGAUUUCUGUAAAAUUCUUGUUUCUUAGCAUGCAUGCAUAAGGGUUUAAAUUACACUGUUUAUUACUCUUUA
Molecule: messenger RNA, 1039 nt
Organism: Manduca sexta (tobacco hornworm)
Lineage: Eukaryota; Metazoa; Arthropoda; Insecta; Lepidoptera; Sphingidae
Product: fatty acid-binding protein 1-like
Exons: 4
Coding region: 83-481 (132 amino acids)
Molecular function (GO): lipid binding
Source: RefSeq, a predicted model, not a curated record